This is a messenger RNA of Toxoplasma gondii ME49, 2631 nucleotides long. Its product is annotated as variable surface lipoprotein. The coding region runs from base 1 to 2631 and encodes 876 amino acids. The transcript has 14 exons. NCBI's taxonomy places the organism in Eukaryota, Apicomplexa, Conoidasida, Eucoccidiorida, Sarcocystidae. The record is from RefSeq and is a predicted model, not a curated record.
AUGGCAGUGCCUGGGCCAAUGGGGAUGCCUGGCCCUCCCGCAAUGGGGAUGCCUGGUCCUCCUGCAAUGGGACUGCCGCCGGGGGGACCCUACGGGGUGAAUCCGACGUUGAGGCCUCCACCGCAAGUUGUUGAACAGAUGCUCGACGAACUGGAGGAGAAGGCGCGCCACUACUUCAUUUUGUACAAUCGAGAGAAGAAAGCCCGAGAAAAAACAGAGAGAUACAGUUUCUGGCUGCAGAAAGAGCUCGCGGAACACAAAGAGAAGCUGCUGAAGAGCGCAGAUUACAUCGAAUCGCUUCAGAACAAAUUCGAUGAGCUGAGAGGAGACCCCGAAAUGAUUCGCGACACUCUGCAGAGAAUCGACCUCAUGUAUGCUCAAGUUGAUACUCUCGUCCAAGCUCUUGCAGGCGUAUGUGGCUUUGCUGCUGUCAAGGACUCGACGAGAGAGCAGCUGCUACAGUGUGCUCUCGACUAUCUCUAUCCCUGUCGUGCCCUCGACCCUCGACUUCACGAGCUGUACGGUGUGUUGUAUUACUUCCGCCUGGGCGAGAGCAAAUCGCCUCCUGGGAUCCCGCCUCCACCUCCAGAGCCGAGCUAUGUGCCACUCUCUGAGGGCGUCGGAGGUCCCUGGAUAAAACCGAGUCCGUAUACGCUUUUUCUGAAUCCGGCGGCUGGCCUCUCGAUGUUCCAAAGGAACAUGGCUGAGACUCAGAAGGCGGUGGAGGCUGAGGAGGCUGAGAAAGCGGGGAAGGCGGACGCCGAACAAAAGAAGGAAACGACAAAGAGAAUCUUCGGAGCCACUGUCCAAAGUUCGGGGACUUCCAAGGCGAAAGUGGGCACAGCAAAACCUUCAGGGACAAAGACGUCGACCGAGACUGCGAAAACUGCAUCGGAUCCUCCAAAGCGCGAGCCUGUGGAUCCAAAGGCGACUCUGAAGGGAUUUUCUUUGUUCGUGAGGAAACUCGAGGAAUUCAAGCGCCCCGCCUCCUCCAAAGUGGAGAGUCUCCGAAUCGUAGUCAGGACGGACGACGAAUCGGCGACAGACUCGAAGAAGAAGGAGGGGCGUUCCAUGCUCAUCGAAAAGUGCGGAGGCUCUCCAGGAAAAGAAGAGGCGACGUUCAACCUACUGGUGGAGUUCCCCUCUUUGCCUGCCAAGAAGGCCGGAGGCAAUCCGAAGAUUGUAAUUGACGUCUACGACAACAAGGCAUUUGCAGCGCUCGGCCGCGCGGACAAACCUUUCAACGACAAGAGUUUGGGCACAGAGGAUGCCGUAUGGGAAAUCAAGGACAACACUGGAAAGGCUUUUGGGAAACUGGUCUGCACAGUCACUCCGUUGCCCCUAAACGCCCCACUCCCGUGUGAGGGUGGAGGCGGCGAGAAAGAUGCGGGUGCAGCGAAGAAGGGUGGCGCAGAGACGAAGGAAGCAGUGAAGAAGGAGGCGAAGAAGGAAGAGGCAAAGCCUGGAGCGAUCAAGAAACCUGAACUUCCAAAGUUGGCGGUGACGAAGCCUGAUUUACCGAAGCCUGGCGGACCGGGCGCAAGCGUUCCGUCUGGCGAGAAGAAGGCGGGAGAGGAAGCAAAGUCCAAGCCAGGCCCACCACCUUUGAAUAUAAAGAAACCUGAUUUGCCGGCGCCUGCCAAGACAGCCCCGACGAAGGAAGGCAUCAAGGCCGGGGACGACGCGAAGAAGUCGCUGGACAUCAAGAAACCUCCUCUGGACCUGAAAUCCGGAGAUGCGGGGGCACCCAAGAAAGAACUGGGGGCUUCCGGUCCCGAUCUGGCAGCGAAAAAGCCUCCUGGGGGAGGAGACUCGGCUUCCGGAAAACCUGGAGGUGCUCCUGCGGGACUUGUGAAGAAACCGGACCUCCCCAAGCCAGGAGCGGUCGUCGCAAAAACAGACACCGGCGCGAAACCGGGCCCUCCGGCUGCAAAAAGCGACGCCAAGCCGGGUGCAACUCCAGCGAAACCGGGUGCAACUCCAGCGAAGCCAGGUGUAACUCCAGCGAAACCGGAUGCAACUCCAGCGAAGCCAGGUGCAACUCCAGCAAAACCGGGUGCAACUCCAGCUAAGCCUGCAUUGAGUGCACCUGUGAAGCCAGGGUCGACGCCAGUGAAGCCUGGAGUGGGUGCGCCGGCGAAACCUGGAUUGACGCCAGUGAAGCCUGGACUGAGUACGCCAGUGAAGCCUGGACUGAGUACACCGGCGAAGCCUGGAUUGACGCCAGUGAAGCCUGGGGUGGGUGCACCGGCGAAGCCUGGACUGACGCCAGUGAAGCCUGGGGUGGGUGCACCGGCGAAACCUGGAUUGACGCCAGUGAAGCCUGGAGCGGGUGCGCCGGCGAAACCUGGAUUGACGCCAGUGAAGCCUGGACUGAGUACACCGGCGAAGCCUGGAUUGACGCCAGUGAAGCCUGGAGCGGGUGCACCGGCGAAGCCUGGACUGACGCCAGUGAAGCCUGGAGCGGGUGCACCGGCGAAGCCUGGACUGACGCCAGUGAAGCCUGGAGCGGGUGCACCGGCGAAGCCGACUCCGGUGAAGCCUCCCGGUCCCAAGCCAGGGGCUCCGGCAGCUGCGAAAGUGGACUUGAAAGGGAAACCCGCUAUCAAACCGAAGAUUGCCGCCAAGUAA